Molecule: messenger RNA, 3514 nt
Organism: Trichechus manatus latirostris (Florida manatee)
Lineage: Eukaryota; Metazoa; Chordata; Mammalia; Sirenia; Trichechidae
Gene: CPNE4
Product: copine 4
Exons: 16
Coding region: 196-1923 (575 amino acids)
Biological process (GO): cellular response to calcium ion
Cellular component (GO): plasma membrane
Molecular function (GO): calcium-dependent phospholipid binding
Source: RefSeq, a predicted model, not a curated record
AUUCCAGCAUUUCACUUGUCACAUUGAUGGGUAAGAUGCCUUUCAUACUGGCAUAGGACACUGAGUGAAUGCCUUCGCUUAUGUUAUCAAACAGAGACCUGGCGAGCAAAUCUACCCAGAGCUGGAGCCUUCUCUGCGGCUUGGGAACACCAGUGGCACUGUGGCUCUGUGGCUUGGCUGUAGAUACCUUUGACCAUGGCUGUAGAACCCAGCAGCUCAGAAUCCAUGAAAAGGAGAGGUGGAAGGAGAAUGAAGAAGAUGAGCAACAUUUAUGAGUCGGCUGCCAAUACACUGGGAAUCUUUAACAGCCCCUGCCUGACCAAAGUUGAGCUGCGUGUGGCAUGCAAAGGAAUUUCUGACAGAGAUGCCCUCUCCAAACCAGAUCCCUGUGUCAUCCUCAAAAUGCAGUCCCACGGGCAGUGGUUUGAGGUUGACAGAACAGAGGUGAUUCGCACCUGCAUAAACCCAGUAUACUCAAAACUGUUUACUGUGGACUUUUACUUUGAAGAGGUGCAGCGUCUGCGGUUUGAAGUUCACGACAUCAGCAGCAACCACAAUGGGCUGAAGGAGGCUGACUUCCUAGGUGGCAUGGAGUGCACACUUGGCCAGAUUGUUUCCCAGAGAAAGUUGUCCAAAUCCUUGCUGAAGCACGGGAACACAGCAGGAAAGUCCUCCAUCACGGUGAUUGCUGAAGAAUUAUCUGGCAAUGAUGACUAUGUUGAACUUGCAUUCAGCGCACGGAAGUUGGAUGACAAGGAUUUCUUCAGUAAAUCUGACCCAUUUCUGGAAAUUUUCCGCAUGAAUGAUGAUGCAACUCAGCAGCUUGUGCACCGAACUGAGGUGGUGAUGAAUAACUUAAGCCCAGCCUGGAAAUCAUUCAAAGUAUCGGUAAAUUCUCUAUGCAGUGGAGACCCAGACCGCCGGCUAAAGUGCAUAGUAUGGGACUGGGAUUCCAAUGGCAAACAUGACUUCAUUGGAGAAUUCACCUCAACGUUCAAGGAGAUGAGGGGAGCAUUGGAAGGGAAACAGGUGCAGUGGGAGUGCAUCAACCCUAAGUACAAAGCUAAGAAGAAGAAUUACAAGAACUCAGGCAUUGUGAUUCUGAAUCAGUGCAAGAUCCACAAGAUGCAUUCUUUCUUGGACUACAUCAUGGGUGGUUGCCAAAUCCAGUUUACAGUAGCUAUCGAUUUCACUGCCUCAAACGGGGACCCCAGAAACAGCUGUUCCCUGCACUAUAUCCACCCUUAUCAACCCAACGAGUACCUGAAGGCCUUGGUGGCUGUGGGGGAGAUUUGCCAAGACUAUGACAGUGACAAAAUGUUCCCAGCCUUUGGAUUUGGAGCCAGGAUACCCCCAGAGUACACGGUCUCUCAUGACUUUGCCAUCAACUUUAACGAAGACAACCCGGAAUGUGCAGGAAUUCAAGGAGUUGUGGAAGCCUAUCAGAGCUGCCUUCCUAAGCUACAACUCUACGGGCCCACCAACAUCGCCCCCAUCAUUCAGAAGGUCGCCAAGUCAGCAUCAGAGGAGACUAACACCAAGGAGGCUUCGCAAUACUUCAUCCUGCUGAUCCUGACAGAUGGUGUCAUCACAGACAUGGCUGACACCCGAGAGGCCAUCGUCCAUGCCUCCCACCUCCCCAUGUCAGUCAUCAUUGUGGGAGUAGGGAACGCCGACUUCAGUGACAUGCAGAUGCUGGACGGUGAUGACGGGAUCCUGAGAUCACCCAAGGGAGAACCUGUCCUUCGAGACAUUGUCCAGUUCGUGCCCUUCAGGAACUUCAAACACGCAUCUCCUGCAGCCCUGGCAAAGAGCGUGUUGGCAGAAGUCCCAAACCAAGUCGUGGACUAUUACAAUGGCAAAGGGAUUAAACCAAAAUGUUCAUCGGAAAUGUACGAGUCUUCCAGGACACUAGCACCAUGAACUCCACACACUUUUACAGAGUUCCGAAAUACUAUUCCUUAUAAUAUUUAAUACUUCUACUACUCCUGUACUUAAAAAAGCAACACAUACACAUUUAAAAAUAGCACGUUUUGGUGAUUUUUAACUAACUGAUGAUUUUUUUGCAUGUGUAGCCCCAAGGCCUGGAUCUGUUAAGCUGUUGUAUUGUUAAAGACUUUUUGCACAGAAACACAAAUAACAAUAUCUUACUCUUUACAGUACAGCAUGUCACCUUGAAAUAAACUGGUAUCUGUAUCCAUUUUUUAUACAGGUUUGUUGAAAUUUUGCUAAAUUUCUUAUUAUCUUUACACUGUAAAGCAUUUUGAAACAUUUAUUGAAUGUCGAUAGCCAAAACAUAUUUGGUUUUAUCUGCUACAGGAUAAAAGACUUUUCAAAAUGGCAGAUGCAUGGACUGUAUUUUGCAUGUUUCAAAUAAAAAAACAAAAACCCACACUGUUUUUGCAGCUGUUAUCUAUGAUCCCUCCCUGCUGAGAAUGGUCUCUAUACUGAAGAGAUUUACUAACAUAGGGGUAGUCUUCUUGAAGUGUAUCUUGAAGUGCUCCUCAAACUUUACCGUGCACACAACUCACCUGAAGAUCGUGUUAAAAUUCAGAUGCUGAUGCAGCAGGUCUGCAUAGGGCCUGAGAUUCUGCAGCUCUAACAAGCUCCCAGGUGAUACCAAUGCAUUCAUUGGAUCACACUGAGAGUAGUGAGGUGCUAGACUUUUGGGUGUGAUUACAGAGACUACCUGAAACAGGGCAGCUUCUAGUCUGCUUGAGAAUGGCACCUCAUCCCUACUGGUAGCGCAAAAGUCCCGCCUGUCUUGGAGGUGGGAAUAGAAAGCAAUGAGACUGAUUCCAGAAGCUGCACACCCCAAAUCAGUCUCACUGCUUUAUAGUCACACCUCUUCCUUCAACAGCCAGCCCCUGUGCUCUGCAAGGAGACAUCACUCGAUGCUGCAUGGUUGGUUCCAUCUUUAUGUCGGUCCCUAGGAAUGACCUGAAACUGUCUUCGUUGGAACCACAACAAUGUCUACAGCAAAUGGCUAUGCAAAAUGGCUCAUCAGAAACCUGGUCCACAAAGUCAAUCUUUGAGGUUAGUAUGGGGUUUCAUUUUGCCUCUUUUUGUCGCUCCUGAGAGCAGAGUAGAUCAGCAGAAAUACCUGAAGCCACUGUUCUGGGUGGAGGUGUUUUAUUUUGAUGUAAGUUGGCCAGUCUUGAAUCAGAAGAAUGAAUGUUUCACUUACAUAAUCUUCUCACAGAGAAAAGGACAAAUGUUUCGCAAGCAUAAAAAGCACAAGGGGGAACUUAUUUUUGGUCAGAAAGAUUGGAAGUAAAUUACAAGGCAUAAUAGACCUGUAUGUUUGUUUGUUGGGAGGGGGUGGGUUUGAACAAGCAAAUCAAAUGCCUUGUAUGAUUUCCAGAGUUAUAAUUAUAGAUCCUAACUUUGCAAAUACAUGUCAGCCAAAUGCACAACAUUUUGGGAAUGAUGGUAAAAAUGUACGACUGAAAAAAAAUCAUAAAUAUUUAAACUGUAUUGUUUUCUGAAUAAAUUGGGUACUUACAGAAUUUUU